Drosophila grimshawi is the source of this 1926-nucleotide messenger RNA. RefSeq names its product putative fatty acyl-CoA reductase CG5065. Gene Ontology annotation, cellular component: peroxisome. The record is from RefSeq and is a predicted model, not a curated record. Bases 208 to 1761 code for a protein of 517 amino acids. The transcript has 7 exons. Gene Ontology annotation, biological process: long-chain fatty-acyl-CoA metabolic process. NCBI's taxonomy places the organism in Eukaryota, Metazoa, Arthropoda, Insecta, Diptera, Drosophilidae. Gene Ontology annotation, molecular function: alcohol-forming very long-chain fatty acyl-CoA reductase (NADP+) activity.
CAGCGCGCGCGUACGAUUAUCCGAAAUCGUGUCGCUGACUUCAACGAAUCCUGAGACACUUAAAGCCGAGCCUUCUCGAGAAGGAAGUGUUGGUAGCCAACUACAAUUUUGUAUAAAUUGAACUGCAAACAAAUUCUUAAUACAAAAGUGCUUUGAGUGACUAAUUUGACUAAUAAAAAAAUAAGCAAAAGGCAUUUCACGCUUGAAAUGACGGCUAAGCCAAAAUUUGAAUUCGAGAAGGAGGGCCUGGUCACCAUUGGGCAUGUGGAUGCGGAUGAGGUUGAUCGCGUCGCGGAGAGCUUCAAGGGGCGUAGUCUAUUCAUAACAGGCGGCACUGGUUUUCUUGGAAAAGUUCUGGUGGAGAAGCUGCUGCGCUCGUGUGGCGAACUUAAGCGCAUUUAUCUGCUGAUACGGCCCAAGAAGGGCAAGGAUCCACAGGAGCGCAUUAAGGAUAUAUUUCAGAAUGUGUUGUUCGACCAGGUUAAAAAGCAGCGCGGCGAGGAGCACAUACUGAGCCAGGUGGUUGCCAUUGCCGGAGAUGUGAUGCUGCCGGGCUUAGGCAUUUCCGAACAGGACUUGACAAUACUGCGCAGCGAAGUUUCCAUUGUUUAUCACUGUGCCGCCACAGUCCGAUUCGAUGAGCCACUGCGCAAUGCUGUCUUUAUGAAUACACGUGGCACCAAGUAUAUGUUGGAGCUGGCUGCCACAUUGAAGCAAUUGGAAUUCUUUGCCUACUGCUCGACGGCCUACUGUCAUUUGCACGUGAAGACGCUGUAUGAGAAGCCGUAUGAUCCGCCCGCAGAUCCGCAUAAGGUGAUUCAGGCCUGCGAGUGGCUUUCUGAUGAGGAAGUGGCCCUGAUUGAGAAGAAGAUUCUGGGCGAUAUACCCAAUACCUAUGCGUAUACCAAGUCGCUCGCUGAGGCUUUGGUUGUGGAGAAGUUCAAAGAGUUGCCCGCUGUCAUACUGCGUCCGUCGAUUGUCAUACCCAUUUGGAAGGAGCCGAUACCCGGCUGGACGGAUAAUAUAAAUGGACCCACGGGUCUGCUCAUCGGUGCUGGCAAGGGUGUCAUUCGCACUAUGUACUGCAAUUCGUCGGGCUAUGGUGACUUCCUGCCCGUCGAUGUGGCAGUUAAUGGUAUUUUGGUCGCCAGUUGGCGGAAUAUUACAGCGGGCACGAACAAUACGAAUCGUGUGGCACAUAUGACGUCAUCGAAUGACAUUAAGGUUUCCUGGGCGGAGAUUAUCGAGCUGGGCCGGUGGGUCAUUGAGAACAAGGUGCCGCUUAACGGUGUUGCCUGGUAUCCGGGUGGUUCCAUGAAGUCCAACUAUUGGGUACAUUUCAUGUGCAUGAUAUUCUUCCAAUGGGUGCCAGCCUUGUUUGUGGAUGCUCUGCUUUGUCUAUUCCGCUAUCCGCCCGUACUCUGUCGCGUUCAGAAUCGCAUUUCCAAGGGUUUCGAGGUCUUUGAGUACUAUGCGAAUAAUGUUUGGAGUUUUGACAACACAGAAGCAGUUAAAUUACGAAAGUUGAUGAACAAUAAGGAACGCACAACUUAUGUAAUUGAGAAGAUUGAUCUAGAUCUGAUCGAUUACUUCACCAACUGUGUAUUGUGCGCCAGACGUUUAAUUCUCAAGGAAUCAGAUGAGUCGAUUCCGGCAGCGAAGCGACACAUGAAAGUAAUGUGGGUCGUGGACAAGGUGUACAAGGGCAUGUGGCUCUGCGGCAUUAUAUAUAUGGUCUACAGAUGUUUCUUUGCUGGCUAAACUAAUCGUAUAUUUAAGUUUAGUUAAGUGCUCGAGACCAAAAUUUUGCCCCAGCCGCUCGUUAUGCCGUAUUUCAUACAUUUUAUUAUAUUUUUAAGUGUUAGUUUUAGUUGGUGCUGAUUAGCUGUCAAAAAUAUGUUCAUUUUAAUUAUUAAGUUUUUUAAU